AUGGCCCUGGUGACCGUCUCGGGCCUCCCCUCUUCGGGACGCACAACUCGCUCCCAACAGCUCAAGCACGACUUCGAGGUCCGGAUACGCGUCGCCGCCGCCGCCGCCUCGUCGUCAUCGUCGCCGCCGCCGCCGCAGCAGCAGCAGCAGCAGCCGCCUCUGCCCAGCCGCGUCGUCAUCGUCUCGGACGACGAUGUCCACGUCGCCCGCUCCGCCUAUGCCUCCCAACGCACCGAGAAGCCCGCCAGGGCCUCCUACCUCUCAGCCGUGACGCGCGCGCUGGGCAAGGACACCAUCGUCAUUGCCGACGGCGGCGCGGGGCUCAACAUCAAGGGGUUCAGGUACCAGCUCUGGUGCGCCGCAAGAGAGGUGGGCGUCAAAUGCCUCACGGUCCACGUCCACGCGCCGCCCGCGCUCUGCACCCACUGGAAUGCCAAGCGACGCGCGCAGCACGGCGACGCGGCCAGCUACGACGACGAGACCCUCGACUCGCUCUUUAUGCGCUACGAGGAGCCCAACCCCAUGACGCGCUGGGACUCUCCCCUCUUUCUCGUCUCCUCGUCCCUCUCCGUCGCCGCUGCUGCACCAGGCCAAGGUGAAGAGGCCAUCGUCGACGACGAGGCGCAGCAGGUGCAGUGCGACCCUCUGCCGCUCGACGACAUCUGGGCAGCAGCGACGGUGGGGUCGGCGCACAAGGCGCCCGAGGUCGUGACGCCCACGCGCUCCACGACAUCCUCGUACCUCUCCCUCCUCGAAUCCGCCACACAGCACAUCCUCUCCCUCAUCCUCACCCACACCUCCACACUCGGCUUCCAACCGGGCGCCACUAUCCCGCUCAGCAGCCCCUCCCUCGUCGGUCCGCACCCGCUCGCCCUCACCAUCCCGUCGCACAAGAUGCCCACCCUCGCUUCGCUCCAGCGCCUCCGAAGGCACUUUGUAAAGAUCCACAACGCCGGUAGUGCAGCCGUCAACCAGCUCGGCCUCGCUGCCAGGGACGAAGGCGGUUACGUCGCCCUCUCGGCCACGGCAUCGACCUCGGCCCCCAGCAAGGGGGUUCCCCAGCCGUCGCCAGAGUAUCUCGUCGCGCGCCGCUUUGUCGCCUGGCUCGAGGAGACCAUGUGA
This is a messenger RNA of Pseudozyma flocculosa PF-1, 1122 nucleotides long. RefSeq lists its product as uncharacterized. The record is from RefSeq and is a predicted model, not a curated record. The coding region runs from base 1 to 1122 and encodes 373 amino acids. The transcript has 3 exons. NCBI's taxonomy places the organism in Eukaryota, Fungi, Basidiomycota, Ustilaginomycetes, Ustilaginales, Ustilaginaceae.